AUGAAAGAGGCCGAGAGAGCAGGGGGCCAAGUCGAGCCUGUCGUUUUUGAGUUUGACGACAACUAUGUUCAACCACCAGAAGGUCCCUUUUACGAUGAAACUGCUGACCUUAUCAUUGAAGAUGAUGUUGAGGUGCAGCUGCCAGCUCACGAGGAAGACGAGCUAGACAAUGGCGGCACGGGCGUCGGGAGCUCAGGGCAACCCUUUGACUCUGCGAUGGAGACGGUCCUCUGGAUGAAUUCAGCUGGUGCGGGAGGUACCAAGCUGCCUAACCGGGCAAGGAACGAGUGGUUGAAGCUCAUGAAGGACGACCGCUACCGCUUGGAGGAGUGCUUGGCAAAGUGGAAGUCUCACCGAGAUAUGGAGCUGACAAUCAUGAAAGCUGCCGUUGGUGAUGGCUCCAGGAUUGUCAACUUGCAGAGGGCAGGCAAGGACCCCGAACCAAUCCUACUGUCCUACAUGCCAGCCCUCGAUCUCAUCCGCAAGAUGUUCGCCGACGUGAACAACAAGAAGGGGUUUGUUCUCGAGCCUCAGGUGGACAACGAUCCCGCAUUUGUUGGCAAACACAUCAUCGUCCCAAUCAUCGUCUACCUAGACAAGACCACCUUGGACGGGCUCGGGCGGGUGUCGGCUUACCCCAUGUACAUAUCGUUGGGCAACUUCUCUUGGGAGGUGUACAACCAGAAGAGCGGCAUGCAACUGGUCGCUCUGCUCCCCAGCGUUCGAGGUGACGCUGACUGGCCCGGGCCUGGCUACAAACCCCGAUCAGAGGGGUUGAAGGAGACCUGCCGGUUCUUCAUGAACUGGUCCAUGAGCAUUGUCUUCGAAACCACUCGGGAAGCGUCCUACACGGGGUUUCAGGUGACGGACCCUAACGGCGCACAGCACAACGCUGUUCCUUUCAUCUAUGUGAUCUCCAAAGAUCUCGGCGAGGCUUCAUCAAUCUCGGGGGUAAGGUCCAACUCUUGCGACUCCUGCCUGGUCCCAACAACCGAGAUGCACUUGGUGACUCGGGCGAACCAAGGUGCGUACGACGCGCGGUUAGAGGACGACAUGUGGGGGGUCGUCCAACAGAUGCAGCGGAAGCGCGACGAGAGGGCGCCCCAUGCAAGGAUCCUGGAGCUCAACAAGGAGCAUGGCAUCCACUUUUCGGAGCCGUGGUUUUGGGAGUGGAACUACUCGGACCGCUUCUGGAACAACGUCUACAGCAAGAUGGCCCCUGACGAUCUUCAUACCAUCUUUGGUGGCAUCCUCGGCCACCACUUCAUCGGGAUCCUUGGGGCGGUCGGGAGGGCCUUGCCGAUGGGGGAACCCGCGUUCAUGAGUUUCAUGGACGUGCGGUUGCAUCAGGUGUACCUGAAAUACCGGCCAAGCGGCCUGCGUCUCCCCUCCAAGAAGGACUUCUUCACCAAGCCCUGCAACACGCCGGCGUACGAGUGGAAAGCGAUCCUGCAGGUUCUCCCUCUAAUGGUGGUCGGAAUCUGUAAGAUUCGCAGCAAGGACGUUCUUGCGGAUUGGAACAACACCCUCGCAAUAGAGUCCGUCGAGGCCCAGCGGGCGGAGCUGACGGAGUUGCAGAGGCGGGAUGUGUACGACUCAGCUGCUCUUGCUGCGCUGGAUGCCAACUCGACCGGUGGAGAGAACCGGUUGAACAAGACCGAGCUGUUCACAAUCUUCAUCCCAAACCUGUUGGUUUCGCCUGACCGAGCGAAUGACCUCCUCGUUCGAGGCUGGGAGCAACGCCGCCUACUCCUCCAGUGGAUGCGCAGCAUCCCCCUUCUGUCGGAGCUCCCCACAGCUCUCGCUCUGUACUUCGCCGGGGAGGCGCAAUUGCCGCCGGCCCAGCUUCGCGGUUUGGACCUUAUGGGUUACCUCGACGACAAACUCGCUGAUCGUAUUGAGGUGGUCAACUCGUGCUACGUGGUACCGCAUGUUGGAGGCCGAGACCGGCUUCAGCAGGCGAGAGCGAGCGCCGACUUCCACGGGAGCGUGGUCCUCAGCGACUUGGCCUUCGCGUCCGACUCUCCAGACGACCCGGUGAACCACACGUGGUACGGGAAGGCCCAUAUGUUUUUCAGAGCGUUCGAGCGGAAGUCCGUGUGGGAUAAUGCUUUGAGGCGAAGGGUACCUACCAAGGUGCCGCACGAGCUGGUGUUCGUGCGAUGGUAUAACGAGGUUGGUUUCUUGGAUGCUACAAAGUGUCCGCAAUUAGAGUGGGCUCGGAUGCCGGGGCGACCAGAAGGCACGCCUUAUUGCCAGGUUCUCUCCAUCAGUAGCAUCAAGUCGGUAGAAAUGAUGGUUCCCAAGCACACGUUCACGCAUAACAAACGUCUAGUGUACAGAAACCUCUACUUUAGAUGA
Molecule: messenger RNA, 2361 nt
Organism: Klebsormidium nitens
Lineage: Eukaryota; Viridiplantae; Streptophyta; Klebsormidiophyceae; Klebsormidiales; Klebsormidiaceae
Source: the annotation of a GenBank genome assembly